Molecule: messenger RNA, 1731 nt
Organism: Fomitopsis serialis
Lineage: Eukaryota; Fungi; Basidiomycota; Agaricomycetes; Polyporales; Fomitopsidaceae
Product: GMC oxidoreductase
Exons: 17
Coding region: 1-1731 (576 amino acids)
Molecular function (GO): oxidoreductase activity, acting on CH-OH group of donors; flavin adenine dinucleotide binding
Source: RefSeq, a predicted model, not a curated record
AUGGUGGCCCAGCUCUCUGACGUUGCGGACAAAACUUUCGACUAUGUCAUCGUGGGCGGAGGCACCGCCGGCUUGACCAUCGCAGCGCGGCUACUUGAGAACACGGAUAGUUCUGUGCUCGUACUCGAAGCGGGCGCUCCUAACUUGGACGAUCCGAAGAUUCUGCUGGGAGGCGGAUGGGGUUCUACGUUCACUGAUCCUAAGUUCAGCCAUGAAUUUCUACGCUGGAUGAAGCCCCCUGCGGCUGACGUCGAUGCAUGGGAAGAGCUAGGAAAUCCUGGCUGGAACUGGAAAUCGUACAUGAAAUACACGUUGCGCGCGGAAGGGUUUACGGCGGCGUCCGAAGACCAGCUGAAGGAGUACGCGCACACGCACAACAUCGAGUACCGGGGUCAAACUGGCCCAAUAAAGACCACGGUCCCUGUGACCCCGCUCCAGAUCAACAAGUUUUUCCUGGAGGCAGCGCAGAAACAGGGCCUCCCUCUGCUCGAAGACUCUUACGGUGGUCAUACUACCGGGUGCUGGGAAGGGUCAGCCUGUUUGGACCGCAAGGCGAAGUGGACGCGUUCGUAUGCCGCUACGGCAUACUACCUGCCGCACAAGGACAAUGCGAAGCUCAAGGUUCUCACAGAGGCCACUGGCGCUAAGAUCUUGUUCGAUGACGCAAAGGACGGCGAAGAUCUCGUUGCAACUGGCGUUGAGUUCAUCCACGGUGGAAAGACCUACAAGGCGUACGCGAACAAGGAGGUUGUUCUUGCUGGAGGCACUAUCAAAUCUCCUCAACUUCUGGAGUUAUCGGGGAUUGGUCGGCGUGAUGUCCUCGACAAGAUCGGUGUUCCGCUCAAGCUAGAACUCCCUGGUGUGGGAGAGAACAUGCAGGAUCAUACGUAUGUGGGCGUCUCCUACGAACUUGAUCCCAACGUGUCGCACAAAACUGCCGACCUGUUUCGCAACCCCGAGUUCGCGAAGGAGCAAGUCAGCCUGCAGGAUCUUGACAAGGAAAAUUUGCACCGGUUGGGUAUCACGGCCUUCGGCUACGUGCCGCUUCAGCUCGCGAGUCCCAAUGGUGCCCCCAGCAUCGUUGAGAAGAUGACGGCGUACGUCGAGGAGAAGAAGCAAAGCGGCACGCUCCCUCCUGGGCUCGCCGAGCAGUGGGAUAUCCAGCUCCGCGUGCUCAAGGACGCAACUUUGCCUGACAUGGAAACCCUCGCGUUCCCCGGCUGGUUGACAUUCAUCUCCCGACCAGAGCCGGGCAAGUGCUACCUCACUGCCCUUUGUGUGAUUCAGCACGAGUUCUCCCGGGGCAGAGUGCAUUCGAAGAGCAGCGACCCUCUCGAGCAACCGGACAUCGACCCAAACACGUUCUCCGUGCCAUAUGAUCUGGACAUCUUCACUGAGAACCUCAAGUUUGUGAGGCGCCUCGCGGCUACGGAGCCAUUCAAGUCUGGGGUCGUCCGAGAGGUCGAUCCUGGAUUGACGGCACAGACGGACGAGGAGAUCAAAGAAUACCUCCGGAACUACUGCACCACAUGCUUUCACGCAUGCGGCACCCUCAGCAUGCUCCCGCGCGAGAAGAACGGCGUAGUGAACCCGAAGCUGCAGGUAUACGGCACGAAGAAGCUACGUGUUGCCGACAUGUCAAUUAUCCCCUUAGAAAUCGCUGCGCAUACGCAAGCCACUGCCUACUAUGUUGGCGAAUACGUUGCCGACAUCCUUAUUGGAGCCGCCUGA